Choloepus didactylus (southern two-toed sloth) is the source of this 4124-nucleotide messenger RNA. It is a transcript of the gene G3BP2, whose product is annotated as G3BP stress granule assembly factor 2. Gene Ontology annotation, cellular component: cytosol; ribonucleoprotein complex. The coding region runs from base 232 to 1680 and encodes 482 amino acids. Gene Ontology annotation, molecular function: mRNA binding. The record is from RefSeq and is a predicted model, not a curated record. The transcript is spliced from 12 exons. NCBI's taxonomy places the organism in Eukaryota, Metazoa, Chordata, Mammalia, Pilosa, Megalonychidae.
UGGCAAAGGGGGCGGGACGUCCGUGUUCCUUGUCGCUUGCCGCAACGCCUGGCUACCGGGGAGGUUGUGAGGGAAACGACCUCUCGGGUCUCUGGCUUCCGAGGCUUGAGGUUUGUUGAAGGAAGGAGGUGGCAAGCGAGAAGAAUCCAUUGCAGCCGCGUCUUACUGACCUCCGCGCGACGUACCCGCCGGCGCUGUUAGUUGGAGCAUUUGACAUUGUGCAGCAAAGAAAUGGUUAUGGAGAAGCCCAGUCCGCUGCUUGUAGGGCGGGAAUUUGUGAGGCAAUAUUAUACUUUGCUGAAUAAAGCUCCAGAAUAUUUACACAGAUUUUAUGGCAGGAAUUCUUCCUAUGUUCAUGGUGGAGUAGAUGCUAGUGGAAAGCCCCAGGAAGCUGUUUAUGGCCAAAAUGAUAUACACCACAAAGUGUUGUCUCUGAACUUCAGUGAAUGUCAUACUAAAAUUCGUCAUGUGGAUGCUCAUGCAACCUUGAGUGAUGGAGUAGUUGUCCAGGUCAUGGGUUUGCUGUCUAACAAUGGACAGCCAGAGAGGAAGUUUAUGCAAACCUUUGUUCUGGCUCCUGAAGGAUCUGUUCCAAAUAAGUUUUACGUUCACAAUGAUAUGUUUCGUUAUGAAGAUGAAGUGUUUGGUGAUUCUGAACCAGAACUUGAUGAAGAAUCAGAAGAUGAAGUAGAAGAAGAACAAGAAGAAAGGCAGCCAUCUCCUGAACCUGUUCAAGAAAAUGCCAGCAGUGGUUACUAUGAAGCACACCCUGUGACUAAUGGCAUAGAGGAGCCUUUGGAAGAAUCCUCCCAUGAGCCUGAACCUGAGCCAGAAUCUGAAACAAAGGCUGAAGAGCUGAAACCUCAAGUGGAGGAGAAGAACUUAGAAGAAUUAGAGGAGAAGUCGACUUCUCCUCCUCCUGCAGAACCUGUUUCUCUGCCGCAAGAACCACCAAAGGCUUUCUCCUGGGCUUCAGUGACCAGUAAAAACCUGCCUCCUAGUGGUACUGUUUCUUCCUCUGGAAUUCCACCCCAUGUUAAAGCACCAGUCUCACAGCCAAGAGUUGAAGCUAAACCGGAAGUUCAGUCUCAGCCACCUCGCGUGCGUGAACAACGACCUAGAGAGCGACCUGGUUUCCCUCCUAGAGGACCAAGACCAGGCAGAGGAGAUACUGAACAGAAUGAAUCUGACAACCGUAGAAUAAUUCGCUAUCCAGAUAGUCAUCAACUUUUUGUUGGUAACUUGCCACAUGAUAUUGAUGAAAAUGAAUUGAAGGAAUUCUUCAUGAGUUUUGGAAACGUUGUGGAACUUCGCAUCAAUACCAAGGGUGUUGGGGGAAAGCUUCCAAAUUUUGGUUUUGUGGUUUUUGAUGACUCUGAACCAGUUCAGAGAAUCUUAAUUGCCAAACCAAUUAUGUUUCGAGGGGAAGUACGUUUAAAUGUGGAAGAGAAAAAAACAAGAGCUGCAAGAGAGCGAGAAACUAGAGGUGGUGGUGAUGAUCGCAGGGAUAUUAGGCGCAAUGAUCGAGGUCCUGGUGGUCCACGUGGAAUAGUUGGUGGUGGAAUGAUGCGUGACCGCGAUGGAAGAGGACCUCCUCCAAGAGGCGGCAUGGCACAGAAACUUGGCUCUGGAAGAGGAACUGGGCAAAUGGAAGGCCGCUUUACAGGACAACGUCGCUGAAGCUCCACUGUUGGCAGAGUUUUGGCAGUGGUACAUUAUUCAUCGUGUUUGCAUUCUUGUUAAUUUUUUUUUUUUGGCUUUGGAAUGUGACACAGCCUUUUUUGAUCAUUUCUUUGAUGUGAAAAGCAUCUUUUGGUUAUCAGUUAAAUUGAGGUGGACAUUAUUUCCCCAGUUUCACAGCAGGAUUCACACUUAAUUUAUAAAUCUAGACUUGGAGAAUUAAGGACUGAGAAAUGACCAUAUCUUAAACCAUCUACAACAAAAUGAACUUAAAAGGACAUGCCCAACUGAAUUCAGGUCCUUUGAGUCAAAAAAAAAAUCCUCUGCUGCACAUCUUGUUUAAGGACAUGCCCAACUGAAUUCAGGUCCUUUGAGUCAAAAAAAAAAUCCUCUGCUGCACAUCUUGUUUAAGUGUUACUGUUUCUGCCUAUUAAUUUUGGAAACACAAAUAGUGCAAUUUGUGCAAUUGGAGAAUCUUGCCUUUUUCUUGACUCCCCCCCAAAAUACAAACCAACAGAAACUUCUUAUGCACUCAUCAAAAUGCACUAAUGGGUACUUUGAACUCCUCAUUAACAUUGACAUCUGCAACAGGAGGCAACAGGGAAAACAAAUCUUCUUCUUUUCCAGUAGAGAAUAGUUUGUGAAAUGAUGAAAUGAUGAGGGCAUUUUAUCUGCUUGCUGUGACCAGCGUGUGUACACACAAACCUUAACAAGACUACAAGUGUAUUCCAGAAGGAAAUCAUUUAGUUAUGAACUAAAUACCACAAUUCAGAACUUCAAAUGCUAUGGUCUUGCAUAUUAGACCAGAUUUAGUAGCUCCAUAUCUCAGAUUUUUCUACCUGCCCCUCUUCAGUACAGGGAUGGCUGGCUGCUCAACACACUCCUCCUCCCCCUUUUUCCUUUCUUUAAGCUUUGUACAGUGAAAAUUGUCUUUACUGUAUUUUUGUUCUUUGGUAAUGUAAUAAGCAUGAUGGUGCCUUCUAUUAAUACAUCAUUCCAGUCUUGCUGGUAAUUUUGUACAGUAUAGUGUAUGAAUUGCUGUGCUGCAAAGCCAAACAGCUGCAAAAUGUUGAAAAAUCAUUGAAAUGUAUAAAAAUUGCAGUAUCUUUAAAAUCAGUAAAGUUGACUAGCAUAUUAUUUUCCCUUGUUCUUCAGUUAACAACUUUGUGUUCUCUGUGGGAGGGAGUCUUGUGUGUUUGGGAGGGAGAGGGAACAAGGAAGUCAGUUAUUUGAGUAAGUCUCUAUUUGACUUUUCUCUAAGCUGAGUGUGAAUGUAGAAGUGUAUCACUUGAGAGGUGCUUUGAAAAGUCAGUCAACUUGAUGUACAUUUUUAGUGACAUUUUAAAAGCGGUCAAAUUCCAUAAGUGGCAAGUAAACCUGAAGUGAGGAUACUGCAAUUUUCAGAGAAAAGAACAGCAGCUCUUAAGUGUUUGCAUUUUCUAUUUGGGGUGGGGGGCAGGGAACACAUUCAUUUUGCACAAUUCUUGAACUGAUGUCAGCACCCACGUGGUCCUGAAUUUUAAGUCUGGGACGACAUCUUUUAUUUUUACAUGAAUCUUUAAACAAUUCUGUGAGCAAAGUUUGUAGCUCUGGAUUAUUAUCUGUCUUUAUAUAGUAAGUUCCAAUAAACUGCAAGUAUGGCAAAGGAUAUCAAAUUUUAUUCUUGGAGCAUUCAGUACAUUACCAGUUUCUGAUGUUUCAGGUUAGGAGUCAGGUAAACAAGUGUGACCACUUAAAGCUGCUUGUUAGCAUGGAAGACUUCUCCAUUCAAUUUUAGUAAGAACAGAAAAUGCACUUGACGUAGUAGCAAAUUGAUUCCAAAUUAUGCAGCUGGUUGCAAAAAUGAUGCAUGUAUUUUGUUGUUCAUGUAUUAGGCGAAAGAAUAAAAAUUAAAUCUUUUAUCUCUUUUUUUUCUCCCUUGAAUGAGGUCUUCCAUGUUUGAGGAAAAGUCUUGCACUAUUGCAAAUAUUUUUGGGUACACAGAUUUCUCAUAGUUGCCGUUGGGGGGGGUGGGGAGUAAGGAUCCCCCUCCCCCCCCGCCGUUUGAAACAGUUGUAUGCUUUGUGUUGUUAGGUAUAAGUACUUGAAGUUCUUAGCAGAAAAAUUACUUUUUAAGGUUUGAAGUCUUUAUUCAAACUGCUUUUAAAUAAGUGGGUUUUUUCAGUGUUCUUUUUUUUUAAGUGUAUUUUCCCUCUACCCCCCCCCUCCCAUUUUAUAUAUAUACUUUCCAGUCUAGGAUACUGCCCUAUUCUGGCCCCAAAAGUAAUGACAAAUGUUAAGUGUAAUAGAAAAUUAAAUUAAGAAGCCAUUCAGCUUCAGUCUUUAUAUACCGUGAAUAAAACAUCAUAUGGAGAGGUUUACAUGGUGAUUGUUCACCUGCAGUACUGUGGACUUUGAACGUUUUGUCCCCUUUUUAGUGAAACAGUAAAAAUAUUCAUCUACCA